Messenger RNA from Wasmannia auropunctata (little fire ant), 1403 nucleotides. Its product is annotated as transmembrane protein 223. Gene Ontology annotation, cellular component: mitochondrion. The transcript has 5 exons. Gene Ontology annotation, biological process: nervous system development. NCBI's taxonomy places the organism in Eukaryota, Metazoa, Arthropoda, Insecta, Hymenoptera, Formicidae. The record is from RefSeq and is a predicted model, not a curated record. The coding region runs from base 299 to 1054 and encodes 251 amino acids.
GAGUGCAGACAUCAGACCUCGUGUUUAUCUUGUGAGUUUCAUAACCUAGACUCUGAAAGAUUUAUAUUUUUAUCUAAAAUGAAUAUUUAUAAUUAAAAUUCAUAGUUGUAUAUAUUACAGUAUUUGCAGAAAAAAAUUUGUAAGAACAUAGUGUAAAGUGCACAACUUUUCAUAUAAAAUCAUUACAAAACAUGUGUCUUUCUUAGCUUAGUUAGGAAAUGAUGUUAAAAGCAUGUUAACAUUUAGUUACUAGAAAAUUUCUAAAGUUGUGACAACACAGGACGAAAAACAUUUCAAAAUGUUGAGUUCAAUUUUGAAGCAUCCUAUUACUUCUAAAACUCUAUUAGCUCAAAUACGAUCUGUCCAAGGGAUAAUGCAAAAAUAUUUUAUAUGUGACAAGAGAACAUUUUCAACAGCAGUGGCUAUUAGAAUGUUUCUAACGAGAUGCACAAGGCUAUCUGAUGGAGCAACACGACCAACAAGUUUUCUUAAAUCUAACGGAUUGCUAAAAAAUAUAUUAGUUAAACGGCAAAUGUCACAAUUGGAUGUAAACACGAAUGUACAGAACAACGUAAUUUUAUAUAAAUUUGAAAGAAAUGCAUAUUUUCGAAAUGUACAAAUUUUUGCAGUUGCACAAUUAUUUGGUUGGUUUUUAUUAGCUUAUUAUACUUAUAAACCAUCGUUUUGGGACAUAUUUUAUACUGACAUAAAGUUUAAAGACUAUUUGUGGAGAGAUGCGAUUUGGCUUAGCACUUGUCUUUUCUCACUUAUUGUAGGACCUUUCAUGUUUCUUUUCAUUUAUGCUACAUGUGCUCGUAGCAUCAAAUAUAUUAUUUUAAAUAAAGGCGGUAAAACACUUUCAAUUACUACUUAUCACAUACUAAAGAAGAAAUCCAACAUAAAUGUACCACUAGGAAUGGCAAAAUGCGCUGCAAACAGGAUGGACGUAGGAGCAGUUCUACCAAUUAAAAUAGAAAAUAAAUCUUUUUUCUACUUGAUUGAUAGAAAAGGUGCAUUUGUAAACCCAAAACUUUUUGAUUAUGCAAUGGGAUAAUUAUUUAAUUUUUAUGAAUAAGUAGUAUUACUAUAUAUGUUCUCUUGAUAUAAUACAUCGUUUAUAAAAAAUGUAAUUACCGUCAUAUAUUUAUGUAUAAAAUAUAAAUACAUAGAAUUAUCUAUUACUAAAAAUGUAUUAUUAAUAUAUCGAUACAAAUUAAAUUGCGAAUUAAUCGGCUGAAAAUUCUAUAUGUUAUUUCUGGAGAAAAGAGAUUAUCCUUUUUACAAAUUAUUUAUAUUGGUAUUACCAAAAAAGUACAUUUACAAUUUAUAUUCUCUGGAAAAGGAUAAAGACUGUUAGUACAAUAUUUAUGCACAAAUACACAUAAGUACUAUGUUUUAUUGCA